Messenger RNA from Bombus pyrosoma, 10014 nucleotides. RefSeq names its product histone-lysine N-methyltransferase ash1 (gene ash1). Gene Ontology annotation, cellular component: nucleus. Lineage: Eukaryota; Metazoa; Arthropoda; Insecta; Hymenoptera; Apidae. Gene Ontology annotation, molecular function: DNA binding; histone methyltransferase activity; protein binding. The record is from RefSeq and is a predicted model, not a curated record. The coding region runs from base 916 to 7569 and encodes 2217 amino acids. The transcript is spliced from 14 exons.
CCGCUUUAGGCGGUCGCUGCGAUGAUAACGUGCCUGCCUUUUAUUUUUCCGAUUUCUACGAUCCGGAACGUUUCUAUCCCCCUUUUCCUCUCUCUCCCUCUCGCUCUUUCCCUGUCCCCACUUGCUCAUUCUCGCGCUCUCUCUCCUCCCUGCUCUUCUCUGUCUCUCCCACGAAUCCUCCGUCUCCCUGUCUCUCAUUCUCCCUCUCUACUAUUCGGAGUUCUUCUCGGGAUCUGUGUGUGCUUCGUCAACGAUGUAAACAGACUGAUAUUUUUUGGAGAAAAUCUUCACGUUUCUGCUCCGAUUUACCUUUCUGUGCGAUUGUCGGUUAGUGUUGUUGCUCCAAACGCGAUGGUGUCUGCGCGAAUGUGACGCACCUAUAGGCGAAAUACGCGCGUAUCAACAAGCAGCGUUUCUUCGAUGACAGUGUCGUUGAUCGGUUACGAUUCCUAGGAUAACAGUUGGACCUAUCGGGAGAAAGGUACACGCACUUUUUCGGUCGCCUCGAUUACUCCACCGAUACUCGUUCCUUCUACGAGGUUAUAGAUAAGAAUUCUCCCGCGCUACGGGACACGGUUGUGAAAGACGUAAAACAUCGAGUCAGGAUUGGAAUUAAGUGACCUUAAAGUGCGAAGAUCGCGAUUUUAACGAAUGGUUUGAAUCUUUUUCAAUUCCGAUGUCGAUUUGUUGAUACCAGUACGAGCAAAGCAUAACCCUAUGCAGUUAGCGAACGAUGAGGGAGUUGUUGGUAGAAACUGGCAAAUAAACAUGGAAGCUCCAUUCAAAUAUCUAAUAGUUCUGCAUUAAGCAUAUUAGGGACAUGCUUUAUACGAUCAGGAAGGAACUGAAUGAAGGAACAAAAUUAUAAGGAAUGAUAUUCUUUUUGAGUCUAUUGGAUGUUAGAUAAGCUAAAAAAUGUCUGGUGAUUCAGGAUGGAAUGCUGUAAUUCACCAUCCGUCAGAAUUAGAAUUACAGAAUUGGAAUUGGGAAGAAAACGAUGGGGAGCAAGAAAGGGAGCUCCCUUCGACUGUUGAUAUGGAUGCCAUAAAGGGUGGCGGUAGCUGGGACCCGACUACUGAACCUAAUGGAACAGAUUCAGUUGAUUCCGAAGAAGACUCAGAUUCCGACGACGAAAGUUCUGGCGGUACCGAAGGCAGUUGUUCUUAUUCGGACUCGAAUUCGGAUUCGGACGACGAGAGUAGCGGUGACGAGGAGGAAGAUACCGGAUCCAAUUCGGAUUGCACGUCGGAACAUAGCGAGCAAACGUUUUCCAUUCAAAAAACGAAUUUCGAACCGGGAGCGCUUAAAUUAAAAAUCAGUAUGAAAGGUCCGAAAAAAGAGGAUUUGGAAAAAGAAAAAAAUAGGAGAAGCGUAACGAAAAAGGUUAAGUCAAAUCGUGGAGGAAAGUCAUCUGAAUGCAGUAGCGACGAUUCUGACUCGUCUGAAAGUCAUUUACCCUCGCAACAUACGCAGCAACAACAACAACAGACUCAACAGUCUCAACAGCAACAACAGCCACAGCAGCAUCCGCCGCUUCAGGAAAUCAAUCAAGAAGAUUUAGCGGCUAUUCUACCGGAUCAAGAGCACGAGGACGCUCCGUUUGAUGGAUUUGAAGAUUCAGAGAGCGGUCGUUUAGUAUCGAAAGCCAUCGAGCGGAUGUCGCUCGGCGCAGAUUCAGAUACGAGCGAAAACGGUGAUCAGAACCCUGUACCUGUGUAUAGUUCCACUUUGUUGCAACAGUUUGUUGAAAAAACGGCUCUGUUAUCAGAACCGAGGAAAAGGCGGAGCAAGUUAGGAAAAAAAUUGAACGAUUCGGAGUAUCCUUGCGUUUCAAACGUAUCUCCGGAUUCAGGGAUUCAAUCUGUAGAUAACAGUCCGUUACAUUUGGCAAUUAGUCCUGUGAGUCCUCCAGCACCGACACAGUCGCCGGUGCAACCUGUUGUCACAAAGCCAGCGGUAAACGUAGAUCGUGUUUUAUACCCACCUAAACGAAAACCUGGUAGGCCGGCGAAAACAGUUUCCACGCAGCCCCGUGGCCCGGGUAGGCCAAGAUUGAAACCAGAAAUCGUAGAAAAAAUAGAGAAGAUAGAAAAAACAGAGAAAACUGCGAAAAACGAGAGGGUCGAGAAGAAAGAGCCUGCUCCGCAACCAACAAAAGUCACGAAAGAAGAACCUUCUAAAAGAGGAAAAACGAAGUCGGCGCCACAGAAAACAGUUGCGUCCCGGGCGGAUAAAAACGGAGAGAAUGAUUCGGCUAAGAAAUUAAAGGAGAAACCAGCUUGUCAAAAGAAACGGACAUAUAACAUUUCCAAACAGUGUACGCAAGCGAAGAUAGGUGGAAAAAGGAACAACGCCAGUUCCCCAGCGCGUGUCAAGUGCCUAAGUAGAGCUGUUACGAGUAAGUACGGGAGAGAAGGAGUUCAAUGCAACGGUGGAACGUAUAAGAAAAUGGGGAAAGAUAAGCCUGGUCCAGGAAACAAGACAACUCCGUUACGACGACAGAAACAAUCGGUUUGCGAGCGAGUUUCGGGCGAUAGAAAGGUAAUCAACUCGAAGAAAAGGACUCUUAAGGAAAAUAGAAGCAGUACAGUUCCCUUGGCUAAGCGACAGGCGUCGUUAAAGAAAAACGUAGCGCCGGUUACGCGACGUGUAUUGAAAGAAAACAAGAGUACUAAAAAAGCAGGUGCUGGGUUCGAAACGAAUGGCGUUGGUGUCCAAACUUUAAUAUCUUUGCCCGUUGGCGAGGUAUUAAAGUCCGAGAAAGUUGAGAAUGUAACAAACAAAUGUGACAAGGCGACGCAGCCUAUACACAAUCAUUGUCACAAACAUCAUCAUCACAAGCAUCGCAGACGAUUGUUGUUGCCGCCUAAGAAUCCUAUACGUAUCCAUCCGUGUCUCAUAGAAGAGUUAGAAAAAUUGAUCGAAGAAUUUUCUAGAUCGUGCAGCUUAGGUAGGAAUAAUUCAAAUUCUGGAUAUUCCGAAUUACCGCAAAUUUUUCGCGUAAAGAAAUUAACAAAAAAGAGGAAAGGGGGCGAUAUUACCACGAACGAUGAUCAGAAAUUGAAGAGGCGCCUCAAGAAGGAGAAGAUACUGUCAGGGACGGAUUCGAAGAACAGUAUGAAUGCAAAUGCGAACUCGAAUCCAAAUGAGCAAAGGUUACCAUUGAAAAAGAGGCAUUAUCACGUGUCCAGUCCUCACAGUUCACAAAGUUCGAACGCGAGUGGCACCGACGUGGCUGUUAACGAAGCGAAUUCUACCGAAAGCCACAUCGAAGAGGCGAUCGAAGCAACGAUAACGAGAUACGGAGGUAGCUCUGCGUUCUCCUUCCAAGAAGAUUCCGUACCUGUUACUCCUAAGAAAAGACAUAGGGAUACCGAAGCUGGAAGUCCUGAUAAAUCGAGUGCAGCGUGUUCCGAUUUGUUGGAAGAGAAACCCUUGAGUCAGAUAGAGGUACAACCGAGACGUAAAAAAAAGAUCGUCAAAGAUCUUCGUGUGACAGUUACAAAAUUACCUGUUGAGAGUCAUGCCGCUUUGGAAAAAGCUGAAAAAAUGGACAAGCCUGAGAAAGCUGAUAGCAAGGCCGAGAAAUCUGAGAAAUCCUCGAGCGAUUCUAGAAGUUUGAAAAGUCGCGCGGAAAAAGGCAGUAAAAGUGAAAAGGUAGCUUUAGAGAAAUUAAUAAAAAGCGAUAAAAAUCAGGCGGACAAGAUUGAGAAGAGGGAUAUUUCGCCAGAUCAUGUUCGCUUGGAGAAAAAUAUAAAGAUCGAUGCGGCGGAUUUUAAUCCGACGGAGAGCUUUGACGAGAAUGAAACUGCGAACGAAAUUAAACCGUCACAAAAUAGUCUCAAUCCGAAUGUUCCAAAUCCCAUGAAUUCCGCUGCUGUACUGGUUUUGGCCAAGAAGAAAAUGAGACGUCGUAAAGCUAUAAAUCGUACAGGUUUUCCGACGUUAAAGAAAAAGAAGAAAAGAUCCUUGAAUGCAAAUGAGUCGGAUCCGUCAAAAAGCGCAGUUUUAACUAACGAAGAUGCUACUCCGGAGGCCGGUGCUGAUGGUGAGAAUUCAACGAAAGAAGGAAUCGAAGAUUCAGUAGUGGACAGCAAGACAAGCGUGUUGAACAACACUGAGAUACAAGAUGUAUUUACCGAGGAGCUUUCCACUAAGCAUAGUAACAACAGUAGCAACAGCCUCGUGCAAAGUCGAGUUCAAUCGAAAGCCAAUCCGAAUGGAAAUCAGGAAGAGACGAAUUCACCAAAGUCGGAGACGAAUGGUCAAGUUCGUCCUGAUGAACUUUCUGAACCUCGAUCUGGUCAAUUGAGAGUUCGCAAGGAUCUUGUAGAGACAGAUAGCGACAACGCAUUGAACAAGUUAUGUCCUGUUAAGUUUGAAAAGAUCCAAGACACGAGAUCGUACGACGAAAAUGCUCCCUUAGAAGAGUCCCUCGAAAGAUUCGCCGCGAAUCAACGCGUUGCCGAAUUAAACGAGCAUAAUGUAAAGAAGCUCGAACGCGCGAGCUCUCAAACGAACAUCAAAACGGAGCAUACAAGCUCUUUCAACGGUAAUCAAAAGAAGCGACGAGGUUCCUCGAGUCCCUGCAAUUUGACUCCUAGAAAUCUGAAAAGAUUACGCAGUUCUGGUUAUGAUACGGAGAACGACAUCCUGCCUAAUAGCGACAUUCUUAACGACGAUCACGAGGUGGGAAAGCACUCGAGCUCGACGCAUACAAGAAAGAAACAAUCCCGGUGGAAGAAACGUUACUUACAGGGAGGCAUUUUACAGGAGUACGGCAAAGACUUUGAAGGGAAAACGCGUGGUAGCAUCGAGAAUAAUAGUGGAAGAAAUAAGGUCGUAUGCGAAACCAACGAGUCUGCGUCUGCCGCUUUGUUAUCCGCGACGUAUCAUUGUGGCAAGCUCUUACGACAAAGGAAAAUGCCGUUUCAAUUACCAUACGAUUUAUGGUGGUUACAUACUCAAUCUAGGCUACCUGGUAGAGAAUCGGUUCCAUCGUGGAAUUACAAGAAAAUUCGUACUAAUGUGUACUACGACGUCAAACCUACUACGCUUUACGAAGCGCAAGCUUGCGAGUGCAAACCGGAAAGCGGCUGCGGAGAUGACUGUAUCAAUCGCAUGGUCUUUAGCGAAUGUUCUCCGCAGCUUUGUCCCUGUGGCGAGAAAUGCGAAAAUCAAAAGAUACAGAAACACGAAUGGGCACCGGGUUUACAAAAAUUCAUGACGGAGGAUAAAGGUUGGGGCGUGAGGACUCAGCAGUCUAUCAAGUCUGGCGUCUUUAUCCUCGAAUAUGUUGGGGAAGUGGUGUCUGAACGAGAAUUUAAAUCAAGAAUGGCGACCAGGUAUGCCAAUGAUACGCAUCACUAUUGUCUGCAUCUCGAUGGAGGCUUGGUAAUUGAUGGUCAUCGUAUGGGAGGUGAUGGAAGGUUCGUAAAUCAUUCUUGCGAACCUAAUUGCGAGAUGCAGAAGUGGAGCGUCCAUGGUCUUCCGCGUAUGGCGCUGUUCGCUUCCAGAGACAUUAAACCAGGGGAAGAGUUGACAUAUGAUUAUAAUUUUGCACUUUUUAAUCCAUCCGAGGGACAAGAAUGCAGAUGCGGUAGCAGUGCUUGCAGAGGAGUGAUUGGAGGAAAGAGCCAAAGGGUUUCGAAAAGUAUUACUUCCAUUCCGUCGCAAUUGGAGCCCACAGAGAGGCGGUCAGUCGGAAGACCGAGAAAAAAUAUGCGAAAAUCUAAUACAGUGCAGUCUGUUAACUCGAAAGGCAUUUGUAAAUCUCGAAAAGUGGGCGAUUCUAAUCUGAUUCAUGCGCCUGUGCUAAAACCUAUGUCCCAUCAGCAACGGUGCUUUGCUCAGCAACACCAUUGUUUCCUGUUAAGAAAUUUAGAAAAAGUCAGACGAGUUAAAUUGUUGGUAAAUCAAGUACAAAUGCAAAAUGGUAAAGUGAAAUGCGGUAACGCGACAGCAAUAAAAGAAAAGAGUUCAGGUGAUGCUAAGAUUCAAUCUGAUGCAUUUUUCUCGCAAUUAACUGCUCUGACUAAUACAAAUACACGUACUGUGCGAACUCGACGACUAGCUCAAGCUCAAGAUGAUCCAGAAGUGCAUAAAACCGCAAAAUUGGCUAAGGUAUUAAAAGAUCUAUAUAGUAUCGUGGCGACUGCGAAAGAUGAGAAUGGACAAUUAUUAUGUACACCAUUUAUCACAUUACCCUCAAAGAGAAAGUUGCCCGAUUAUUAUGAAAAAAUAUCAGAUCCUAUAGAUUUGACAACAAUCGAUCAGUGUAUUGGUACAGGUCACUAUAAAACUGCAGAACAUUUUGAUCAUGAUAUGAUUAAACUUUUUGACAACAAUGUAAGGUUUUUCGGGAGAACCUCAGAGAUGGGUAUUGCCGCAGCCAGACUUAGAAAACUAUACUUAGGAAGCAAGCCCGAUUUCGUAGAUGCAAUAACGGAAGCAACAGGUUGUCCUCCAUCUCAAAGCUUUCUACCUCCCCGUGGUUCAACUGCGGGCGAAGAGGACGUUAUCAGGUGUAUUUGUGGCCUGCAUAGGGAUGAAGGCUUGAUGAUUCAAUGCGAACGCUGUCUCGUAUGGCAACAUUGCGAUUGCGUUAAAGCUGACACGAGCAUAGAAUCUUAUUUGUGCGAGAGGUGUCAUCCACGUCCCGUGGAUUUAGAAAUUCCACUAGAGGGUGAUGAGGAAGAAGAGGGCAAGAAACACUAUGUUACUUUGAUGCGUGGUGAUUUACAACUUAGACAGGGCGACACCGUUUACGUGUUGAGAGAUACUCCUGAAAAGCAUACGUACAAAACCAUUCAAAAGCCGGAUUAUGAGCAAAUGGAUAUCUUUAGAAUCGAGAGACUUUGGAAAAAUGCGGAAGGCGAAAGAUUUGUAUUUGGCCAUCACUAUUUGAGGCCACACGAAACGUAUCACGAACCAACUAGAAAGUUCUAUGAGAAUGAAGUUGUAUGCGCCCCACUUUACGAAGCAGUUCCAUGCGAUUUGGUUGCUGAGCGCUGUUGGGUUCUUGAUCCUCACACGUAUUGUAAAGGACGGCCAGUUGGUUCUACACCAGAACAUACUUAUGUUUGCGAGUAUCGCGUCGAUCGUGCUGCACGAUUAUUUACAAAAGUUGCUAGAGCUAGGCACCAAGUUUGUACAAAACCGUAUGCAUUUGAAACGUUCCCACAACGCAUUAAGCACUAUCGUACAUAUUUGCCUCACAGUCUCGAAGGAAUCCAAGUUGGAGGUAAAAUGAACAAAGAGAAAAAGAAGGUUAAUAAUCAAGAUGUCGAUACUAAUCACAAAUCUGAAUCGAGUGAAAAUACAAAAACACACACGAAGGAUCAACAAAAAUCUUCUACGAGUAAGGGUAGACGAAGAUCGAAUGAGAUUUUACCCAUUGUUACGCCUGCUACGUUAUGUGCCCAGAGAGAAGAGCAAAGAAGAAGAUUGAACAACAUUUUAAUCGGUCUAUUACAAAAAAUGCCGAACAAAAAGGAUCCUUUGGAUUUGUCGUUUUUAUUAGAAAGAAACAGACGAAAUCGUAAAAGGCCAGGUGGACUAAAUCCGUGACAUUGGAUUAUACAUGAUCGAUAAUAAGGCAUUACCUAUACACAUAUAUGUGUUGUGCGUGUAUGAUAACCACACAUAGGCAGAUGCGCGCGCGCACAUAUAAGUAUCGCAUAGGUAAUACAUGCCACUGCUAAUUUCUAUCGCAGUCAAAUCUGUAAUCAAAGUGAUUCACACCGAUCGAUCCUUUCAUUUCGCUAUACGUAAUCGAUGUCAUCUAAACCGUUUUAUAAGAAAAACGGUAAACAACGCGUUUCCUUCUUCUUACACUAUGACCCGUCCAUUCGUAUAAUUUAAUCUUAAUCACGAAGGCUACUCCUAUCGAAGAACAUUGUAUCGAUUGAGAUCGUUUUAUAUGUUGUUUUUACAUGUUUUGAACUAUAGAAAAUUGUCUAUAGUCUUUUGGCAUCGUUUUCGUAUUUUAGACUACCUUCUUCGCUAACGCUGGAAGUUAGUACGUAGUAUGUAUCGAGAUUAAAAUGAGACAUUUGAUAAAAUCGAGCAGAACGUUGAGGAAAUAAUAAUGUUCGAUACUCUUUCUUUCUUUUGGAAUAUUCAAAAUUUAAAGUCUCUGAAAUGUUCAAUAUCAUAGGGGUGUAAUGUGUUAAUCAACUCAAGUCAAGAACUCCUGUACGUGGAACAACGUAUCUCUCAUAUUGAAUCUAACGAGAGUUAUUAUUUCUAAUAUAAUUCUAAUAUAAUUAGGAUUACGAAAUUGUAUAAAAGUAAUUUGUAAAUUUCUUUCAUAGCGGAUAUAUUUAAGUGUACAAAUUAUACAUUACUCGGGAUUGAGGAAAAUGACAACAGCACACGUAAGAAAAACUGUGGAAUAAGAAAAAAAUCGAAUACAUGCGCGAGGCUUUAUUGCACAAAUGUAUCAUUAUAUUUUUCAUAGUCCCAGUGUUAUUUGAAUUAAGUGUAAUAUAUAGGUUUUUAAAUUAAUAGAUAAAACUUUACUAACAUAUAUAUAAAUAAAUAUAUAUAUAUAUAAAUAUUUAAUUUAUUAAUUAUCGCGAUGGAAUAUAGCUAGUUGUUGCUAUAACGACGAAUAUACGCAGGAUUUCGUAUUUAUUGUUACAUUAUACAGUUAGUAAAUUCAUAUUAUUAAAGAUAUUUAAUACAUAUGUAUAAGUCUCAUUUAUAUAUCAUAUGUUUCUACGUUUUUGCACAGUAUCCGAGACAUUUUUAUUGAAUGAAAAUGAUAUUACAAUGUCCUAUUCUGUUUUUCGAUGUAAGUUGGAAGUGUACCAACAUAGUAUAGUCACACCACAAAAAUCACCAUGUAAUAGAUCUUUUGUAGCAUGACAAAAGGGGGGGGGGGUGCCUAUCUUUAUACUAAUUAUAAGUAGAAAUUAGUGAAUUGGGAGUAGAAUUUUAAAUUUGAAUUUAUUCUUUUAAAAAAUAUUAUGAAUGAUUUUUAUGAGUGAUGAAUUUUGUAAUGUUAAUUUCCUUUAUACAAAAUGAAUGUAAAACUUUUAUCUCUUAUGCAAAAACGAUAUUUAUAGUACAAUUAAUGUCUCGAAUAAAAGGGUAUUAUUUUUUCUUUUUUCUCUUUUUUUUCGACAAUAAAUCAUAAAAUGUUGAUAUUACUUUUAAAUUUAAGUUAUUUUAACGAAUUAUAAAGAUUUAUCUAUAUGAGAGGCAGCAAAACAAUUAGAAGAGCUUACGGUUUACCGGUAACCUUGCACGAUGAAAUAUCUGCGCAAUUACACGAAAUACGUUACAAAUGUCGUUAGACAAACGAUAUCGCGUAUAUGUAAAUCACUUUAAUUAAUUUAAAUCCAUAUUUGUAGAUUAACAAAGUCAACAUGAUAGAUUAUGUUGACCAUUAUAUUAAGCGUGCGUGAAGACUGAUUUACUGUUACAGGAUAUUUCUAGCAGGUAAUUGCGCUGAUUAAAUCUGGGUUGUAAAUAAUUUAAAUUCUAAAUAAAUAGAAGAUAUUUUUUAUUUUUACGAAUAAGUUUGUACACUUUCGUCAACAAGUAAAUUCUUCGAUUAAGAAUAAAUUCUGCGAAAUUAUUCUUAUUCGACCGUAUAAGAAAAAAAGAUUUUGUUCAUUGACUUACGAUUUAAUGUUAUUACAUGUUAUCGUUUGAUCUUGAUCGACUUCUAGCCGUAUGGUAGUGUGCGAUGACGGAGCUUCCUCGUACUUUCAACUUUCAUUCUUGCAAUCUUUAUCAUAAUUGUUGAAUGUUCGAUGAGCACCUUAAUUCGAAAUCUCGCAAACUGUACAAAGUAUUUUAGAAAAAGGAGGUACAAAGACAAUCAUCCUGUAACUACGAGAAAGCGGUUUUUCAGUACGAUUGAAAUAACGAGCGUAAAUUAAAACGAGUACUGUUGCUUUACUCUUCAGUUUGUUGCAACAAGAGAGAAUAUAACAAAACGAAGAAAAGAUAGAAUGGGGAUGGGGGGGGGGGAGAGAAAAAAAAAGAAAUAAGGGGAAUUAA